UGGUCAUCCCUCUUACAGCUGCUGCCAUCAGAUGGUGGAGAAAACUCAUCCUCCACGUCUGGAGUGGAUGGGACAGCCCAGGGGGUCUGUGGGUGAUCUGGGGAUUGUCCCUUGAGCAGAGAGAGCCUUCCUGCAGUCAGAGGAUGCUGAUUGCAUCCUAAGAGCUGGAAAUGUGGGUGUGAAUUGGUGGUUGCUUAUUGAUGAAAUGGUUUUUCUGUGUUUGCAGAGGAACCUGUUGGAGGAAGACUCGGAUGAAGAGGAAGACUUUUUCUUGAGGGGACCUUCUGGAGCCAGGUUUGGACCCAGGAAUGACAAGAUCAGGCAUGUGCAGAACCAGGUGGAUGAAGUCAUCGAUGUUAUGCAGGAGAACAUCACCAAGGUGAUCGAAAGGGGCGAGCGGCUGGACGACCUGCAGGAUAAAUCAGACAGUUUGUCAGACAAUGCUGCAGCUUUCAGCAAAAGAGCCAAGCAUCUCCGGAGGCAGAUGUGGUGGCGAGACUGUAAGAUGAAGGCGAUCAUUGCAAUGGUGGUGGUCAUUCUGCUGCUGGUGAUCAUCGUGCCCAUAGUCCUGAAGUACCGCUCCUGACAGGGCAGCUGGAGGCUGGUGGAGCUGCCUCUGGGAUAACCAACCUGCUGUGUAAUUUCAGUGAGAGAUCUGUAUAUAGCCUGGAAGUUGUUAUUUCUCCUGGGAGCAGGAGGUGGUGGCAAGCAGCCAGCUCUAAGGGAGUGUUUGAAGAACUACCAAACAACCCUUUACCUGUCCUGCUGUCAGACUCUUUUUAUAACACAAGAUUCAGAUCCCAAACCAUCUGUUUUGUGGAAUUCUGGGUCUCUGGUUUGGAGCUGGCUACUUGUCCCUGUGGUCUAUCUGUAUAUAUGGUUGAGUUGUAAUAUUAAUAAUAAUAAUAAUAAUAAUAAUAAUAAUAAUAAUAAUAAUAUGGUUUGAGCAGCUCCCUGCUGCCUGCUGUGGAAGGCAGAGGGGACUCUGAAUCAGAGAAAAGGAGGGGAUAAAUGUCUGAAGGGAAAUGCACCAUUAUAGGGAACUGAUUCUUUUGAGGACAGCUGCAAGGGUGUUGUUUUUCUCUUGUUAAAAAAAAAAAAAGAGAAGAGAAAAAGUGAAAUUAGGUUUUACAAUCCAGAAGACUUUCUGGUCCUUUCAUGGGAAUGCACAAGCUCAGUGUUUUCAGUAUUGCUGCUUCCAGCUGUGACUAAAGACAUUCCAGUAAACCUAUUUUUGACUGUA
Zonotrichia albicollis (white-throated sparrow) is the source of this 1243-nucleotide messenger RNA. NCBI's taxonomy places the organism in Eukaryota, Metazoa, Chordata, Aves, Passeriformes, Passerellidae. The record is from RefSeq and is a predicted model, not a curated record.